AUGACUAUUCCAGAGGAGGUUGAUAUUAUUAUUUGCGGUGGCGGUAGUUCGGGAUGUGUCCCUGCGGGCCGCCUCGCAAAUCUCGAUCACAAUCUGUCUGUCCUGUUGAUCGAGGCGGGUGAAGAUAACUUGAAUAAUCCAUGGGUGUACCGCCCGGGUAUCUACCCGAACAAUAUGAAGCUCGAUUCGAAGACCGCAUCGUUCUAUCACUCUAGACCAUCCGAACAUUUGGAUGGCCGUCAGGCUAUUGUCCCCUGUGCGAAUAUUCUGGGAGGUGGUAGCUCCAUCAACUUUAUGAUGUACACCAGAGCUUCUGCUUCCGAUUACGACGACUUUCAGGCAAAGGGUUGGACAACUAAAGAGCUUCUUCCCUUGAUGAGGAAGCACGAGACUUACCAACGUGCGAGUAACAACCCCGAGUUGCAUGGUACCGAUGGUCCUAUCAAGGUUUCAUUUGGUAACUAUACGUAUCCAAUCAAGAAUGACUUUCUCAGAGCCGUGGAGUCGCAGGGUAUUCCAUUCACAGAUGACUUGCAAGAUUUGAAGACUGGCCACGGUGCAGAACACUGGUUGAAAUGGAUCAACCGUGACACAGGCCGUAGAAGCGAUGCGGCCCAUGCCUAUGUUCACAGUACUAGAGCUAAAUAUACUAAUCUUCACCUUCAAUGCAAUACUAAGGUGGAAAAAGUGAUUGUUGAGAAUGGCCGUGCUGUGGGUGUUGUGACAGUUCCCACCAAGCCUCUCAAUGGUGGAGAGCCAGUUCGCAGAAUUUUCAGGGCGCGCAAGCAAAUCAUUAUUAGUGCCGGUACUAUGAGCUCCCCACUUAUCCUACAGCGGUCUGGGUUUGGUGACCCUGAGAAGUUGCGUCGCGCUGGUGUCAAACCUCUGGUCAACCUACCCGGUGUGGGCCGAAACUUCCAAGACCACUACCUCACUUUCUCCGUGUAUCGUGCCAAGCCCGAUGUCGAGUCCUUUGAUGACUUUAUUCGUGGAGAUCCUAAAGUCCAGAAGAAGGUCUUCGAAGAAUGGGACAAGAAAGGCACCGGGCCACUGGCCACUAACGGAAUUGAUGCCGGUGUCAAGAUCCGUCCCACUGAGGACGAGCUCGGAGAGAUGAAGAAGUGGCCCACCCCAGACUUCACAGAAGGAUAUGAGUCGUACUUCAGGAACAAGCCCGAUAAGCCUGUUAUGCAUUAUUCGAUCAUAUCUGGCUGGUUUGGAGACCACAUGCACAUGCCUCCGGGCAAGUUCUUCACCAUGUUCCAUUUCCUGGAAUACCCCUUCUCCCGUGGAUUUACCCAUAUCCAGUCAGCUGAUCCUUAUGAGGUCCCGGACUUUGACGCGGGUUUCAUGAAUGACAAACGGGAUAUGGCCCCUAUGGUCUGGGGAUACAUCAAAUCCCGGGAGACCGCCCGACGCAUGGCAUCGUAUGCUGGCGAGGUGACUGCAAUGCAUCCUCAAUUUGCUUUCGACUCAUCAGCCCGGGCGCAAGACAUGGAUUUGGCCACUACUAAAGCGUAUGCUGGCACAAAUCAUAUUUCUGCGGGCAUUCAACACGGUAUGCUAGCACUAACCCCUGUGAAAGUCUCCAUACAAACUAAUCGGGUAAAUGCAGGUUCCUGGACCACGCCAUUGCAGCCUGGAAAGCAGCCAUCAUCGAACAUUCUCAACUCUAACAGACACGAAGCGCGUGCUCCUUUGGAAUACAGCGAUGAGGAUAUCAAGCACGUCGAGAAAUGGAUUUCACGUCACGUCGAGACAACCUGGCACUGCCUGGGCACGUGCAGCAUGGCUCCACGAGAGGGUAACUCCAUUGCGCCCCAUGGAGGCGUUGUUGACGAGCGCCUCAACGUCCAUGGUGUCAAAGGCCUCAAGGUUUGCGACUUGUCCAUCUGCCCUGACAAUGUUGGGUGCAAUACUUUUAGCACUGCCCUUCUCAUUGGCGAAAAGUGCGCAGUCUUGGUUGCGGAGGAUCUUGGAUACUCCGGGUCUGAUCUGGAUAUGAAAGUGCCAACUUACAAUGCGCCAGCAGAAUUUGCUAAUCUUUCUCGUCUUUGA
Molecule: messenger RNA, 2058 nt
Organism: Penicillium soppii
Lineage: Eukaryota; Fungi; Ascomycota; Eurotiomycetes; Eurotiales; Aspergillaceae
Product: GMC family oxidoreductase
Exons: 9
Coding region: 1-2058 (685 amino acids)
Molecular function (GO): oxidoreductase activity, acting on CH-OH group of donors; flavin adenine dinucleotide binding
Source: RefSeq, a predicted model, not a curated record